AUGGAAUCGAAGCAUCUCAACGUUUUGGUCUCGACCUUUGGCGGCUUAGGCCUACCGUCGACCAUUAUAUUGCCAGCACAACCUUCGACGACGGUCACAGCCUUUCGCCACCACCUGACUGAACGCCUGCCUGAUACCGGUUCAAGACUCAUUCUCACCACCGUAUCAAACAAACAACUUCCUAAUGAAUCCGAAACGCCGCUCUCCUCAUAUCUCUCUACAGAAACCGACGACUUUCUUUCAUUACGUCUCGGUAUCCCAUUGUGUGGUGGCAAGGGCGGUUUUGGGUCUCAGUUGCGAGCGGCUGGCGGGCGCAUGUCAUCGCGAAAGAAGAAAACACAAGACGACAAUGGCUCUAGCCGCAACCUUGAUGGCCGACGACUCAGAACCGUCAACGAAGCCAAGGCUCUCGCCGAAUAUCUCGCUAUAAAGCCUGACAUGGACAAGAAAGAGAAGGAGAAGCGCCGCGCCCGCUGGGAAGAAAUUGUGCAGCAAACUGAGGCGAAAGAGGCAGAAAUCAAGAACGGAGGCAAGAGCAUGAUCGACGGUCAAUGGGCCGAAGACAAGGAGGAAAGCAGCGAGCGGACCAGAGACGCGGUUCUGGCAGCAAUAAAGGCCGGAAACUAUACCGACAAUCUCAGCAGCUCACAUGGCUCGAGCUCUGCAGCCCAGGGUGAAAACGCGUCCGACAGCGAUGCAGACGUCUCUACGAGCUCCAAGGAAUCACCGCCGCCGGUGCAAUCCGCGACGGCUGGCAAGGGAAAGGGCACUGCUCGAGUCUUUUUCGGGUUUGACGAGGACGAUGAUUUUUUGAGCUCGGAUGACGAAUCUGACAACGACACCACGGAGAAAUAA
This is a messenger RNA of Akanthomyces muscarius, 855 nucleotides long. RefSeq lists its product as uncharacterized. The record is from RefSeq and is a predicted model, not a curated record. The transcript has a single exon. Gene Ontology annotation, cellular component: nucleus. NCBI's taxonomy places the organism in Eukaryota, Fungi, Ascomycota, Sordariomycetes, Hypocreales, Cordycipitaceae. Bases 1 to 855 code for a protein of 284 amino acids.